Molecule: messenger RNA, 1154 nt
Organism: Piliocolobus tephrosceles (Ugandan red Colobus)
Lineage: Eukaryota; Metazoa; Chordata; Mammalia; Primates; Cercopithecidae
Product: mpv17-like protein
Exons: 4
Coding region: 138-728 (196 amino acids)
Biological process (GO): mitochondrial ribosome assembly
Cellular component (GO): membrane; mitochondrion; cytoplasm
Source: RefSeq, a predicted model, not a curated record
UCAGGAGCAUCUGGAGGGGGCAGGUGCAGGUGCGGGCGGCGCCAACUCAGGGCUGCUGGAGGCCCAGGAGGCUCGGACGCCGUGCAGGAAGCUGCUGACCACGCCGGCUCCUGAUCGCAGGCGCACACAGCGCGGACAUGGCGGGCUGGUGGCCGGCAUUCUCGCGCGCGGCCCGGCGCCACCCGUGGCCCACCAACGUACUGCUCUACGGCUCGCUCUUCACUGCCGGGGACGCGCUGCAGCAGCGGCUGCAGGGCGGCGAGGCCGACUGGCGCCAGACGCGGAGCGUGGCCACGUUGGUGGUGACCUUCCACGCCAACUUCAACUACGUGUGGCUGGGCCUGCUGGAGCGCGCGCUCCCGGGCCGCGCGCCGCGCGCGGUGCUGGCCAAGUUGCUCUGCGACCAGGUGGUCGCUGCGCCCAUCGCGAUCUCGGUCUUCUACGCCGGUAUGAGCAUUCUCCAGGAAAAGGAUGACAUAUUUUUGGACCUGAAACAGAAAUUCUGGAAUACCUAUCUGAGCGGACUGGUGUACUGGCCCUUUGUACAGCUGACCAACUUCAGCCUUGUUCCUGUUCAAUGGAGAACAGCUUACACUGGAGUCUAUGGUUUUCUCUGGGCCAUCUUCAUCUGUUUUUCCCAGCAGAGUGGUGACGGCACAUUGAAGUCAGCUUUCACCAUUUUUCGUACAAAGUGGACCAGCGCCAUAGAAGGGUCCCCGGAGAAAUGAGACAUCAAGGACUCUCUUAAAGGGACCACAUAUUUGACCUAAAAUGCACAGAAUUGCCUACAGACAAAAUACUUGAUGUGCCAAUUAUGCAUUUCAUUUUGAGGAAUUACUGCUAUUUGUAGACCCACUUUUUAAAAAAUUAUCAAUGAUUAUUUUUGAAUUAUAUUCAGACAUUUUUUCCUCUUCUAGUCUGAAAUAUUACUUCUCUAAUAUUUUGGUUAAUAUGAAUAAUAGUGGCAAAAUGGCAUUUCAGAAUUAUUAAUAUUUUAAUGCAAGUUUCAGGAAACUUGGUUUUGAUUGUUUACAUUUCUAUUCUAAAAUCUCAGGUUAUCUCCUGAACACUUCUGGGCAGAUGAACUUUUAUACCAAAAAAUAGUUCUUAUAGUGAAUUUUAAUUUACAUAGAACUCAGUCGAAAUGAAGAUUU